Molecule: messenger RNA, 867 nt
Organism: Diceros bicornis minor
Lineage: Eukaryota; Metazoa; Chordata; Mammalia; Perissodactyla; Rhinocerotidae
Gene: GLYATL3
Product: glycine-N-acyltransferase like 3
Exons: 5
Coding region: 1-867 (288 amino acids)
Cellular component (GO): mitochondrion
Molecular function (GO): glycine N-acyltransferase activity
Source: RefSeq, a predicted model, not a curated record
AUGUUGGUGCUAAACUGUUCUACCAAAUUACUAAUACUGGAAAAAAUGUUGAAGAUUCACUUUCCUGAAUCACUCAAGGUUUAUGGAGCAGUGAUGAACAUAAAUCGUGGGAAUCCCUUUCAAAAGGAAAUAGUAUUGGAUUCAUGGCCAGACUUCAAAGCUGUUAUCACCCGGCAGCAGAAAUCGACUGAGACAGAUAACCUGGACCAUUAUACUAAUGCCUAUGCUGUGUUCUACAAGGAUGUCAGGGCUUACCAACAGCUAUUGGAAGAAUGUGAUGUUAUCAACUGGGACCAAUGUUUUCAAAUACAAGGGCUGCAGAGUGAGUUAUAUGAUGUUUCCAAAGCUGUUGCCAACUCAAAGCAGGUAGAUGUAAAGCUAACUUCCUCCAAGGCUGUUUGCUUCCCUGCUGUUACACCUCUGCCAGACACCAGUUCCCUAAUGGGGACUUCCCUACGACUAACUUACCUGAGUGUUGCUGAUGCUGAUCUACUCAACCGGACUUGGUCUCGGGGCGGCAAUGAACAGUGCCUCCGGUACCUUGCCAACGUCAUCUCCUGCUUCCCCAGUGCAUGUCUCCGCGAUGACGAGGGAAGCCCAAUCUCUUGGUGUCUCACAGACCAGUUUGCCACCGUUUGCCACAGCUAUACUCUGCCAGAGCAUCGCAGAAAAGGUUAUAACAAGCUGGUGGUCCUCACACUGGCCAGGAAGUUGCAAAGCUGGGGGUUCCCUUGUCAGGGCAAUAUUCUGGAUGACAACAUGGCACUCAUAAGCCUCCUGAACUGUAUCCAUGUGGACUUCUUGCCUUGUCGUUUCCAUAGGCUUAUUCUCACCCCUGCAAGUUUUUCUGGCCAAGUUCACCUCUAG